Messenger RNA from Gasterosteus aculeatus aculeatus (three-spined stickleback), 1885 nucleotides. Lineage: Eukaryota; Metazoa; Chordata; Actinopteri; Perciformes; Gasterosteidae. The record is from RefSeq and is a predicted model, not a curated record.
AUUUACGGAUUGUUGCUGUCGUUGCUCACGUUAUCCAUCAGUCAGACGCCCUUUGACCUACGGGGUGAAGAGGAGGCCUUCCGGUCGUCUCCCGUUGACGCGUCGUGCGUGUGCUGCGUGCUGAUCACAUGUGGCAGACAUCAAAGGUUGUGUGGCUCCUCCCACCCGCCAACUCUCUCUCCAUCUGUGCGCUCUCAGGUGAACAGCGAUAAGAUCUACUGGCAGAGGAAGGCGAAUGGGACCUUCGGUCAGAUCUACAGUGAGAAGAACCUGGUGGGCCACUUCAUCAGCACCAAGGCCGUCGGCAGCGACGAGCGCCACGACAUCACGCACCUUUACAAGCACGCCGAAGGGUUGGAGGAGGAGCGCAUCGCCGUGGAGACGGCGUGUAGCUACGGCUCAAAAGCUGAGGCCUUCUCCAGCCCGCUGGCGCAGGACGUCUCCUUGGAGGUGACCAUGGACGGCGACGGGCCGAGAAUGGGCGGCGACGCAGAUCUGAGCAUCACGUUGAGAAACAGCAGCUCGGAGCCGCGGACGCUCGUCCUGCACAGCGCGGCGGCCGUCAUGUACUACACCGGCGUCCUCAAGGCCACCGUCAGGAAGGACGUGCUGGACGUGGAGCUGCAGCCCAGCGAAGUGAAGAGUCUGGAGUGGAGUCUGGACUACCAGCUCUACAGGGACCAGCUGGUGGACCAGGCGGCGCUGAUGCUGACGCUGUCGGGCCGGGUCAAACCAACGCAGCAGGUCCUCGCCACGCAGUUCAGUUUCCGCCUCCGCACCCCCGACCUCGUCAUCACGCCCGUCGGGGCGGCGACGGUGGGAGAAAAGAUGGCGGUGACGAUUUCAUUCACCAACCCGCUCCCACAAGUGCUGAAAGCGGUGAUAUUCCACGUGGAAGGACUGGGCCUCGUCCCGGCUCGAAAGAUCCGCUACGGAGACAUCGGCAGUCAUGCAUCCGUGUCCCUGACCGAGCAGAUCGUCCCGUCCCUGCCCGGCACCAGGAAGCUCAUGGCCUCGCUGGACUGCAGGCAGCUGACGCAGGUCCACGGCGUGGCCGACAUCACGGUGCUGCAGAAGUGAUCCAGAACGCUCAGCUGUCACCGAGACGAUUCCAAAUGCGGCCUCGGGUUCGGUGACAUCGGGAAAGCGGUACUCUGAAGAUACCAGGAGGGAUUUUACGGGUUUCACAGUGAACGGCGCGACACUUGAAGCUGAGGCGCAGUAAUCAUCGUGAAGACUCACAUUUAGAAGAUAGUUGGUGAACUUGUGUAGCAUUAAGACCGCUGAGCCGUGUACCGACUGACCGCCGGCUAACAGCCUUAGCACCACAGAGCUAAUGCUAAUCUGUCAGCUACGUCCCUCCUGGGACGACCUCGUGUAAAGUGGAGUCACAGACCUCAGGUUUUUUAUCUUGGUCAAAAUCAUCAACAUAAUCAUCAUAAUAUCUGCAUGAUAUUUGUAACACAAAAUGCCAUCCGUCCAUUUACAGCUUUAACUUUUUACCGUGUUUUAUUUGUUUGUUACCAUCUUGUUUUAUUGCAGCCAUGAGUGACACAACCAGAGGAGUCGCCCCCUGGUGGACAUUAGAGAAAAUGCAGCUUUGACACAUGAAGCAUUGGCUUCACUUUUAAAAGCGUGUUUUUAGGGCGACGGACACACAAGUGUGCAUGUAUGUUAAAAAAAGAAUAAACUGAUGAGGACAAAAUCAGGUAAAUAUUAAGAGAAUGUUGGCAUGUGAUUUGAAUGUAAACUGGUGGUGGAGCUCGUUUCCUCUGCUCCUCAUGUGUGAUUUCCUCGAGUCAAUGUUGGUUUGUUUACUCAGAAGAUUGUUUAAUUAUUGUUUCUGUGGUUCAUAUAAGACAAUAAGAAGUUGUUUGCUGUUUAA